This is a messenger RNA of Drosophila rhopaloa, 569 nucleotides long. It is a transcript of the gene SmD2, whose product is annotated as probable small nuclear ribonucleoprotein Sm D2. Gene Ontology annotation, cellular component: U1 snRNP; catalytic step 2 spliceosome; U5 snRNP. The transcript has 2 exons. Lineage: Eukaryota; Metazoa; Arthropoda; Insecta; Diptera; Drosophilidae. The record is from RefSeq and is a predicted model, not a curated record. Bases 144 to 503 code for a protein of 119 amino acids. Gene Ontology annotation, molecular function: RNA binding. Gene Ontology annotation, biological process: spliceosomal snRNP assembly; RNA splicing.
CUAGCGUGCCACCUCUAGAAAAGCAAGCAACGAAAAGAAGCCGCGCUGGAAAAUCGUUUGUCGACAAUAAACGCAAAAUCCCACUGAAAACCAUAAUAAAAAGACUUUUAACUGCAUUUAUCAAGAAAUACGUAUAAUUUGCAAUGGCCCUUGUAAAACCAAAAUCAGAACUGACGCCGGAGGAGCUGGCUCGCCAGGAGGAGGAGGAGUUCAACACCGGUCCGCUGUCCGUGCUAACGCAAUCCGUGAAGAACAAUACCCAAGUGCUCAUCAACUGCCGCAACAACAAGAAGCUCCUGGGCAGGGUUAAAGCCUUUGAUCGCCACUGCAACAUGGUCCUGGAAAACGUCAAGGAAAUGUGGACGGAGCUGCCGCGCACCGGAAAGGGCAAGAAGAAGGUGAAGCCCGUGAACAAGGACCGCUUCAUAUCGAAGAUGUUCCUGCGCGGCGACUCGGUGAUCCUGGUACUCAGGAAUCCCCUGGCCACUGCGGCCGGAAAAUAGUCUACUAUAGCGAUAGCAUAGAGUAACCAAUAAUCACCAUCCACACUCAAUAAAUCCGAAAACCGA